Oryctolagus cuniculus (rabbit) is the source of this 1782-nucleotide messenger RNA. RefSeq names its product aph-1A gamma-secretase subunit (gene APH1A). The record is from RefSeq and is a predicted model, not a curated record. NCBI's taxonomy places the organism in Eukaryota, Metazoa, Chordata, Mammalia, Lagomorpha, Leporidae. Gene Ontology annotation, cellular component: membrane. Gene Ontology annotation, biological process: protein processing; positive regulation of catalytic activity.
GGGUGGGGAUUAGUUGGGAGGUGGCCAUGGGGCUGCGGCCGGGGUUUGUCCCCUCCUCGGCUUCCGUAGAGGAAGUCCCGCGGACCUUCAUCUGGGGUUUCGGUGUCCCCCUCCCCUUCCCCGGGGUCCGGGGGUGACAUUGCACCGCGCCCCUCGUGGGGUCGCGUCGCCACCCCACGCGGACUCCCCCAGCUGGCGCGCUCCUCCCAUUCGCCUCCCUUGGCCAAGCCUCCACCCCGCCCCCAGCUGCCCCAGCCAUGGGGGCUGCGGUGUUUUUCGGAUGCACUUUCGUUGCGUUCGGCCCAGCCUUCGCGCUUUUCUUGAUCACUGUGGCUGGGGACCCUCUUCGCGUUAUCAUCCUGGUUGCGGGGGCAUUUUUCUGGCUGGUCUCCCUGCUCCUGGCCUCUGUGGUUUGGUUCAUAUUGGUCCAUGUGACAGACCGAUCAGAUGCUCGGCUCCAGUACGGCCUCCUGAUUUUUGGUGCUGCUGUCUCUGUCCUCCUCCAGGAGGUGUUCCGCUUUGCCUACUACAAGCUGCUUAAGAAGGCAGAUGAGGGGUUAGCAUCGCUGAGUGAGGACGGAAGAUCACCCAUCUCCAUCCGCCAGAUGGCCUAUGUUUCUGGUCUCUCCUUCGGUAUCAUCAGUGGUGUCUUCUCUGUUAUCAAUAUUUUGGCUGAUGCACUUGGGCCAGGUGUGGUUGGGAUCCAUGGAGACUCACCCUAUUACUUCUUGACUUCAGCCUUUCUGACAGCAGCCAUUAUCCUGCUCCAUACCUUUUGGGGAGUUGUGUUCUUUGAUGCCUGUGAGAGGAGACGGUACUGGGCUUUGGGCCUGGUGGUUGGGAGUCACCUACUGACGUCGGGACUGACGUUCCUGAACCCCUGGUAUGAGGCCAGCCUGCUGCCCAUCUACGCAGUCACUGUGUCCAUGGGGCUGUGGGCCUUCAUCACAGCCGGAGGCUCCCUCCGCAGUAUCCAGCGCAGCCUCUCGUGCCGACGGCAGGAGGACAGUCGGGUGAUGGUGUAUUCUGCCCUGCGCAUCCCACCCGAGGACUGAGGGAACCUGGGGGGGGACCCCUGGGCCUGGGGUGCCCUCCUGAUCUCCUCGCCCCGUAUUUCUCCAUCUCCAGUUCUGGACAGUGCAGGUUGCCAAGAAAAGGGACUUAGUUUAGCCAUUGCCCUGGAGAUGAAGCGAAUGGAGGCUCAAGGGUAGGCGAGCUUCGAGUUUCCCAGUAUCCUGCCCCCACAAGACUGGACAUCUUAGUCUCUCUCUCAGGUCUCAGAGGGGAACCAUGUUUGGUGUGAUGAUUCCAACUGCCUUUUUUUUUUUUUCCAAUUUGGGGAAGGGAGGAGGUAUGUUGGAAUACUUCUGACCUCCUUGGGCUCCUUUUUCCCCUCCUCAGAUUGCUCAUGGCUGGGCUCAUUUCUAUCCCCUUUCCCCUAGGUCCCAGGCCCUGGGGAAAAGGAAGGACGUGCAUGUUUGGGAACUGGUAUUACUGGAACUAAUGGUUUUAACCUCCUGACCACCAGCAUCCCUCCUCUCCCCAAGGUGAAGUGGAGGGUGCUGUGGUGAGCUGGCCCCUGCAGAGCCCCAGUGCCCGGAGGGUCAGACUCCCAUGACAUCGCAGGGAGGGAGGGCAGAUUUUUUCUAGUUUUUAAUUGGGGUGUGGGAGGGGUGGGAGGUUUUCUAUAAACUGUAUCAUUUUCUGCUGAGGGUGGAGUGUCCCAUCCUUUUAAUCAAGGUGAUUGUGAUUUUGACUAAUAAAAAGGACUUUAUAAUUGUG